AUGAUUGUGUCUAGCCUUAUCACAGAACUUGCUUCUGCAGCAGCUGCAGAAAAAGGAAUAGUAUUUGAAGAAGCUAUUGAGGAACGAUUAUGUGCUUAUGCACGUGCUGUUGCUCACUUCCCAACAGCUGUUAAGGCGUUUAAAUGGAGGAAUGGCUGGUUCUACUCUCUCUCCGAGAAGGCAGUUGCUGAAGAGAAACCUGAUCCUUGUCCUUGUCCCCUACCCACGGCGCGGCUUAAAGAGCUGAAUGUAGUGUAG
Molecule: messenger RNA, 258 nt
Organism: Dovyalis caffra
Lineage: Eukaryota; Viridiplantae; Streptophyta; Magnoliopsida; Malpighiales; Salicaceae
Source: the annotation of a GenBank genome assembly